Molecule: messenger RNA, 3089 nt
Organism: Myotis davidii
Lineage: Eukaryota; Metazoa; Chordata; Mammalia; Chiroptera; Vespertilionidae
Gene: SH2D3C
Product: SH2 domain containing 3C
Exons: 13
Coding region: 90-2657 (855 amino acids)
Biological process (GO): positive regulation of peptidyl-serine phosphorylation; small GTPase-mediated signal transduction
Molecular function (GO): guanyl-nucleotide exchange factor activity
Source: RefSeq, a predicted model, not a curated record
GGGGAAGGGGAGGUGAGGAGGCAAGUCGAUGUCCAGAGCCUCGAGCCGACUCUUGCCCGCAGGCCAGCAGCACUGCCCGGCUGGACAAGAUGACCGAGAAGCCCAAGAAGGCCGGCAAGAAGUUCAAGUUCUUCAAGUUCAAGGGCUUUGGGAGCCUCUCCAAUCUCCCCCGGUCCUUCACUCUGAGGCGGUCCUUGGCUCACAUCUCUAUCCGACCGAAUCUAAAGCCUGAAAUCUUUGAGGCCACGCAGGACGACAUGGUGACGGUCCCCAAGAGUCCCCCGGCGUAUGCCCGUUCCAGCGACAUGUACAGCCACAUGGGCACCAUGCCUCGGCCCAGUAUCAAGAAGUCUCAGAACCGACAGGCUGCCCUGGAGAACGAAGAGGUGGGCCCUGAGCCCCACCUGGUGCCCCGAGGCCUGCCUGACCCCCCAGGCAUGGAGGCGGCCCAAGAGAAGGUGGUGGAGACCGAAGCCCCCCUGGAGGACACAGAGGGGAAACCCAACCCGUCAGCCGAGGAGGCGAGCCCCACGAAGGAGCCUGAGGACCCCAGGGUAGACACAGAAGAGGAGACAGUCCCCAGGAAUGUGCCCCCAGAAAGGGCUGCUGGAGAGCCGGAGGCUGGCGGGGACUACGUGAAGUUUUCCAAGGAGAAGUACAUCCUGGACUCAUCGCCUGAGAAACUACACAAGGAGUUGGAGGAAGAACUCAAACUCAGCAGUACAGAUCUCCGCAGCCAUGCCUGGUACCAUGGCCGCAUCCCCCGAGAGGGUCUUAUGGCCUGCCUCUGGGCCUCUGGGCCCCUGGGCCUCUGUGGCCCCCCUCUGCAUCCACGUCAUUGUGUCCCCUCCCAAGAGUCAAAUAUCUCUGUCCACUAUGUCCCCAAGACCCCAGCGGGCGAGAGCUACACCCACAUCCAGUACCUGUUCGAGCAGGAGAGCUUCGACCACGUGCCCGCCCUGGUGCGGUACCACGUGGGCAGCCGCAAGGCUGUGUCGGAGCAGAGCGGCGCCAUCAUCUACUGCCCCGUCAACCGCACCUUCCCGCUGCGCUACCUGGAGGCCUGCUAUGGGCUGGGCCAGGGCGGGGGCAAGGCUGCCGGGCCUGCCAGCCCCGCGGGCCCCAAGGGCAGCCACAUGAAGCGGCGCAGCGUCACCAUGACCGAUGGGCUCACCGCCGACAAGGUCACCCGCAGCGAUGGCUGCCCCACCAGCACAGCGCUGCCCCACCCCCGGGAAUCCAUCCGCAACUGUGCGCUCAGCAUGGACCAGAUCCCAGACCUGCACUCGCCUAUGUCCCCCAUCUCCGAGAGCCCCAGCUCCCCCGCCUACAGUACCGUGACCCGUGUUCAUGCCGCCCCCGCAGCCCCCUCAGCCACAGUGCUGCCCGCCUCCCCGGUCACCCGCCGCUCCAGUGAACCCCAGCUGUGUCCCGGAAGUGCCCCAAAGCCCCCUGGGGAGUUGGACAAGGGCCCUUAUGCCAGUCCCUCCCACACCCUCUGCAAGGCCUCCCCCUCACCAUCGCUCAGCAGCUACAGCGACCCGGACUCUGGCCAUUACUGCCAGCUCCAGCCUCCUGUCCGUGGCAGCCGCGAGUGGGCAGCAGCUGAGGCCUCCAGCCGGCAGGGCAAGAGCUAUGGAGAGAGGCUAAAGGAACUGUCAGAAAAUGGGGCCCCCGACGGGGACUGGAGCAGGGCCUUCACUGUCCCCAUCAUAGAAGCCACCUCCUCCUUCAACCCAGCCACCUUCCAGUCACUACUGAUCCCCAAGGAUAACCGGCCCCUGGAGGUGGGCCUCCUGCGCAAGGUCAAGGAGCUGCUGGCAGAGGUGGACGCCCGGACGUUGGCUCAGCAUGUCACCAAGGUUGACUGCCUGGUUGCUAGGAUACUGGGCGUUACCAAGGAGAUGCAGACCCUAAUGGGAGUCCGCUGGGGCAUGGAGCUGCUCACCCUCCCCCAUGGCCGCCAGCUACGUCUAGACCUGCUGGAAAGGUUCCACACCAUGUCCAUCAUGCUGGCUGUGGACAUCCUGGGCUGCACCGGCUCUGCCGAGGAGCGAGCGGGGCUUCUGCACAAGACCAUCCAGCUGGCCGCCGAGCUUCGGGGGACCAUGGGCAACAUGUUCAGCUUCGCUGCGGUCAUGGGCGCCCUGGAUAUGGCCCAGAUUGCCCGGCUGGAGCAGACAUGGAUGACUCUGCGACAGCGACACACGGAGGGUGCCAUCCUCUACGAGAAGAAGCUCAAGCCGUUUCUCAAGAGCCUCAAUGAGGGCAAAGAAGGCCCGCCGCUGAGCAACACCACGUUUCCUCAUGUCCUGCCGCUCAUCACUCUGCUGGAGUGUGACACGGCCCCGGCCGAGGGUCCGGAGCCCUGGGGCAGCACGGAGCACGGCGUGGAGGUGGUGCUGGCCCACCUGGAGGCUGCCCGCAUGGUGGCACACCAUGGCGGCCUGUACCACACCAAUGCCGAGGUCAAGCUGCAGGGGUUUCAGGCCCAGCCGGAGCUCCUGGAGGUCUUCAGCACCGAGUUCCAGAUGCGCCUCCUCUGGGGCAGCCAGGGCGCCAGCAGCAGCCAGGCUCGGCGCUAUGAGAAGUUUGACAAGGUUCUCACUGCCCUGUCCCACAAACUGGAGCCUGCCGUCCGUUCCAGCGAGCUGUGACCCCCGUGGACCCUUCCCCUCUGCAGCUGCAGGCAGCAUCCGGGACAGAGGGGCACAGACCUUUCUCCAGAGCACCCCAGGGACACUGUGACCAGCCCAAGAAUGUACCGGACUCCACGCCAAGAUCUCCCUUGCGCCCCGGGGUCCUACGUGGAUUCUGGGCUCCGUCCCACCUGCUACAUGCUCACCACGUCUCCCUUCAGGAAGAACCAGGAUCCCUGUUCCUCCCUCCGGCUCUGCCUCUCCCCGUCCUGCUGAGGUGCCCUGUGUUUGAGCCAUGGGAGGCUCCUCACGCCUCCUCACUCUCCUCCAGGCAUCUGCUCCCCACCGACACCAAGGCCUCCAUCUGGCUGUAAAUAGUCUCCGUUCUGUAAAUAGAUGUACAGAAACCAUGCUCUUUCUUUCAUAUAAUAAACUUUUAUGUCUCUUUUU